Messenger RNA from Bufo gargarizans (Asiatic toad), 3947 nucleotides. Its product is annotated as butyrophilin subfamily 1 member A1-like. NCBI's taxonomy places the organism in Eukaryota, Metazoa, Chordata, Amphibia, Anura, Bufonidae. The transcript is spliced from 8 exons. Bases 139 to 1539 code for a protein of 466 amino acids. Gene Ontology annotation, molecular function: protein binding. The record is from RefSeq and is a predicted model, not a curated record.
UUAUUUAAUUCUGUCAGUCUGAUUUCCUCAAACAGAAGAACCACAUGACCAGAGUCUUGCAACAGAGACCGAAAUCGCAGACACAUGAUGAAUAGGGAGAGCUGACGGAAGGAGCAGGGGCUGAGGAGAGCGGGGAAGAUGGAGCCUCCCUUCUUGUUUUCUGUUCUGACCCUCGUGGCUGCUGCUGCUGUGUCAGGGCAAUUUCAUCUAAAAACUCAGGACACAAAACAAGUAGCAGAAGUCGGCUCAGAUACUUUCUUGCCGUGCACCUUGUCGUCUUCACAGGGUCUUUCCGAAUUGAAAGUGCACUGGUUUCGCUCUCUGUACCUCUCAACAUUAUUCUUAAUGAGCAAUGGGAAAGAGGACAAAGAGCGGCAGAGUCCUGAGUACAGUGGACGGACAGUUCUCCGAUCACAACCUGACACUGGAGACCUCACUCUGAUGUUGCACAAUGUCAGCCUCUCUGACGCAGAUAUGUAUCACUGUUUGGUGGAAAACAUCAGCAGCAAAGCUUAUAAAGAAGUGGUCAUAGAGCUCAUUGUCAUAGGCAUUGGCUCCAUCCCUGUCUUGGGGGUCUCUUUGCAAGAUAAUUCCAUUGGGAUCUCUUUCAUCACGUCAGACUGGUUCCCAAGUCCAGAAAUGCACUGGGAAGUGGAUGGCAACAAACUGGUCACAGACCAGGAGAAUAUUCACAACCAGAGCAAUGGUCUGUUCCAACUGGAGAGCAGAAUAGUACUCAAAAGCCCCAGUGAUAGACAUGUGUACGGUGCAGUGCGGCAUCCAGUGACCGGAAAAGAAGUUGGACUUUAUAUGGAAAUUGCAGCGGACAUGUUUCCUCGUCUCUCAUCGUGGGCCUAUGCUUUUAUCUUCAUCUUUCUGAUAUUGACAGCGGGAGUCAUUAUUACAAUUGUGUACAUUAAGAAGCAGCACAAACAAAAAGUGCACCUCCAACAGGCCAUAGAUGACCUCUCUUCUGAAGUAGCCUGGAGGCAAGCUGUUAUGACUCCGGAAUACAUUACACUAUGUCUUGAGACCGCCCACCCUGAGCUGUCUGUUGACCCCAGCCUUGUAACACUCAUGAAUGAACCACCAAUGGACCCACCACCUCCAACCAAUUCCCGGUUUGAAACUGAGCGUUGCUGCCUUGGUCUACCUGCCUUUUCCAGUGGCUGUCAUUACUGGGAAGUUGAAUUAGGGGAUUGUCUUGAAUGGGCUGUUGGAGUGGCCUCCCCCGAGGUCCAGAGAAAAGGACAUGCAUACAUGUUUCGUCCUCAGGAAAAUAUUUGGUGCAUUUCCCGUUUCAUGGAAGACUUUAGAGCUCUAGACAACCAAGAAGCCCCUUUGCCUAUUGAACAGCCUGAGCGAGUUGGGGUCUACUUAAAUCUUUCUGGGCCCCGGCAGAUUACAUUUUAUGAUCCAACGAGUUGGGACAAACUCUAUACAUUCAAUAAUGUCGGACAUGGUAGAGGAAACGUCUUACCUUUUUUCUGGUUGGGCAGAAAUGGAAACAAAUUGAGGUUAAGGGGUAGAGACCAAUAAUCAGUUCACGAAUGUAAAUAUUUAAGGAGAGCUCCUCUUUGUGAAAUCAUGGAAUUUAAAGGAGUUGUUCUGCCUAGGAGCCAUCAUAAAAAAACAAUACACUCACCUGUCUGCUCUCCCACCAUGCCUGCACCACUGCCUCAUUCCAGGUCGCUUCCAGUCCCUGCAGGACCAGGAGGUGACUUUGUCCCAUGUCCACUGUUGUCAAUCACAGGCCUCAGUGGUCACAUCUGCUUGAAAGGUUUGUCACUGCUGUCAUAUCGUUCAAGCAGAUGUGACUGCUCACGGCCCCUUCUGGUCACUGCAGGACCAGGAAAUGACUCAGUCUUAUGACCACUGUCGUCAAUCACAGGUGGUCACAGCUGCAUGAACUGUACCUGACUGCAGUACCGGAAGCGGCCAGAAAACUGGGCACAAUGGGGCCAGAAACAGUUUUUUUUAAUAUGAGGCAGAGGAUAGGACUUUAGUGUAGGCCAAACAACCCCUUUAAUUCCCAGGAUGGAUCUCGAAUCUCCAGAUCAUUCCGGUAACCUGUACUGACUGAUGAACAAGAAUCUCAAAAGACUCUUUAUCGGAUUAUAUGGGACAUUUGUCAAUCUGAUCGUGUCGGUCUCAUGGAUGGCGGACACACAGAUACAGAUGCGUCUUCUAUAAGGAACACGGAAAAUGAGAACCAGCGCAUCUGGAUGUAAUAAUAUAUACAUUACAGCUGUGAUUUGUUAAAUUGAGGGAUGCGGCUAUAGAGGGGGCACACGUAGCAGUCGCACCCCCGGCCGCAUAAGAAUCUGGUUGGUAGGUGAUGGUGGGGGGUGAUUUAUACACCAGAAGCCACAAGCACACCUCCAACCAGGACUGAUAUGAUGCUGUAAAUAUCCUACAUUACAAUGUAUAGACAUUUCAUAAAGGCAAUGUAUCACCUAUAUUUUUGUACAAAUCAAAACGACAUACUAUGGCAUAUUCUAAUACUCUUUUCUUGUAAUCUGUUUUAUUCUGUGCAGUUCAGAGAUAUGCUAUAUCAGGGAUCUCAAACUGCGGCCCUCCAGCUGUUGCAAAACUACAACUUCCAGCAUGCCCGGACAGCCUACAGGUAUCAGCUUACAGCAGGGCAUUGUGGGAGUUGUAGUUUUGCAACAGCUGGAGGGCCGCAGUUUGAGAUGCCUGCUUUAGAUAAACUGCCUGGACUGGACAUGGGUAGAGUAGAGCGAGCCUGCCUUUUGGCAGGUUCGAGUUCGGGUUCAGGGUUUAAGUGAAUUACGUAAUGGAUUCCACUGAGUCCAUAACGUAAUUCAAUGCCGGCAUGCUGACAUAAUACAAGUGUAUGGCCAGCAGAAACGAACCCUUGAAACUGACCAUACAACUGUAUUAUACGGCAUUGCGGAACUGAAUUACGUGAUGGAUUCAGUGAUAACGGAAUCUAUUACGUAAUUCACUGCAAAAAAGCAGGUUCGCUCAACUCUAGACAUGGGCAGAAGACUUAAAGGGGUUAUCCCAUCUUAGACAAUGGGGGCAUAUCCCUAGGAUAUGCCCCCAUUGUCUGAUUGGUGCGGGUCCCACCCCUGGGACCCGCACCUACAAGGAGAACGGGGCGGAGAAAGUCGAGGAGGGCGCAUUGCGCAUGCGCAGCCGCCCUCCAUUCAUUUCUAUAGAGCCGCCGAAAAUAUCCAAGCGCUGGCAAGGCUAUUACCGUCGGCCCCAUAGAAAUGAAUGGGAGCGGUGGCCGCGCAUGCGCAGUGCGCUCCCAUGCACUUCAAUGGGAGAGGCGGAGAGCUGCGCAUGGUGGUGGACAGACCCCGGGAAACCCCGGGUCCUCCAGCUACAACUCUCCCCGGCUCCGUUCUCCUUGUAGGUGGGGACCCGCACCAAUCAGACAAGGGGGGCAUAUCCUAGCGAUAUGCCCCCAUUGUCUAAGAUGGGAUAAAAUUGCAGUCGAAAGUGACCCCAAAAGAAUAUUUGUGUCUUGUGAGAGUGUAAUGAGCAUGCUCUGCCACCUGUGCCGAGGUCACUAUGCCGGGAGAGAGAGGAGGACAUUAAACUCAAUGGGUUCAAAGAAGGGGACCUCCUUCUAUUUGCCAGACUAAGAGUCAAUACGAAAAGGGCAGUACCCUGGCCUGGGCAUACAGUACAAGUGAAACUCGAAAAAUUUGAAUAUCGUGCAAAAGUUCAUUUAUUUCAAUAAUGCAAAUUAAAAUUUGAAUAUUGUGAAAAGGUUCAAUAUUCUAGGCUCAAAGUGUCACACUCCAGUCAGAUAAUUAAUAGUGUUGAUCGGCCCUUUGAAAAUUUGCGAAAAUCUAGAACAUAGCGCUAUAUAUUCGUAAUUGCGAAUAUUCUAGAUUUUUUUUUUUAUCAGUACCCUCCCUGCUUCUAGCUUGUGGGCCAAUGAGAAGGCUGCAAUGUCUUUGUCAGAGCUU